Molecule: messenger RNA, 1272 nt
Organism: Linum tenue
Lineage: Eukaryota; Viridiplantae; Streptophyta; Magnoliopsida; Malpighiales; Linaceae
Source: the annotation of a GenBank genome assembly
AUGAUCCUCAAAAACCCCAAGUCCAAAUGCAUCAAAACCCUAAUCUCCGCUUCCCUAAAUCCCAUAUUUCCGCUAGCUAACGAUGCCUACCCACCAAAUCUCCAAUGUUCUUACACGCAAACUCAGAGCUAUGUUCAAGUGACCAUGAAAUGGAAGAAAGAUCCCUACUUCGAUUCAAUCGAGCACAUUCACAAGUCCACGGAGCUGAAACGCAUUGUUUCACUGAAGAACGUCAUAGCUCGGAACCCCAGUGGUUGCAUCCCCAUCUCUGAUGUGUCAAAGAAAGGUCGGCAAUUUGAUCUGAACAUCAAAGUGGCUAGGUUUUUUAGGCAAUACCCAUCAAUCUUCGAGGAAUUUGUUGGCCCCCAGCAUAAUUUGCCUUGGUUUAGGUUGACCCAGAAAGCAGCCGAGAUUGAUAGAGAGGAAAUGAAUGUGCUUGAGGAUCAUAAAGGGGAUAUAAGGGAAAGACUGAAGAAGUUCAUUUGGAUGAGUAAAGAAAAGGCAGUACCUUUGAAGAUCAUCCAAGGGAUGGGUUGGUAUUUAGGUUUGCCUGAUGAUUAUCUGCAGAGAUUCGAUGAUGGGUCUUUCAGAUUAGUGGAUUUGGAAGGUGGGCUGAAGGGUUUAGCAGUUGAGAGCCAAGGAAGAGUUUUAUCUGUCCUGCAAACGAACGCCAUGAAACAAGGGGUUUAUUCAGGAGAACCGAUGGAGGCAUUAGAGUUCCCACUCUUUCCAUCUAAAGGUUUGAGGCUUAAGAGGAAGAUAGCUGAUUGGCUCAUUGAGUAUCAAAAACUUCCAUAUGUGUCGCCAUAUGAGGAUUACUCCUACUUGGAUACCGACAGUGAUAUUGCGGAGAAGAGGGUUGUGGGGUUUCUUCAUGAGUUGCUUUGUUUGUUUGUAGAGCAUUCAGCUGAAAGAAAGAAGCUUUUGUGCCUGAAGAAGUAUUUCGGUUUGCCGCAGAAAGUGCACAAGGCGUUUGAAAGGCAUCCCCAUAUCUUUUACUUGUCUUUCAGGAACAAGACUCGUACAGCCAUUCUAAAGGAGGCUUUUCGCGAUGAAUCGGCUAUUGCGAGACAUCCUUUGUCGAUAGUUAGGCAGAAGUAUGUUGAAUUGAUGAUGGAAUCCAACCCAAGUUUGAAGAGGCGGAGAAGCACUAAUGAUGAAGUUGAGGCUGUUGAUCAUGAGAAAUCCGAGUCUGAUGUGGAUUGUAACUAUAAAAGUGUAGAAGCAAGAACAGAGUAUUCGUCAGACAGAAUAGUUGCUGGAGGGAGUUGA